AUGAUGGAUAACAACGGUGAGAAACUAGGAAUUGAUAUUCUUGAAGACGUAUUACUAUCAGAGAACGAUUUUGAUAUGUUUUCUGAUGAUCCAGAUCUGCCAACGUUCGAUUUAAACGGUUCAGAUAGUUUCAUGCAAGAAUUAUUGAGAUUAUCCGAAGAAUUAGAACCAACAUGUGAUGUACCCGACAGUUCCUUGCACAAUAUGCCAAUCAAUCAAAAAGAAUGGUUAGUUAUGGAUAAAGGUUCCAAGCGUCAGAGACCACCUCGCCUUUACCAAUUUUUUCUUCUUCUUCUGGAGAAUCCAUAUUAUGCUUCGUAUGCAUCUUAUACGAACAAAUCUGAGGGUAUUUUUCAAAUUCAUGAACCUGAAAAAGUCGCUGAUCUUUGGCAACAAGUAAAAAGUCGACAAGCAAAUCAACAAAUGACUUAUGAUAAACUUGCACGGGCUGUACGAUGGUAUUAUCAAUAUGAUAUAAUGAAAAAAACAAAUACUCGUUAUACGUUUCAAUUUUCAGCAAAAACAUUGAACGAGUUUACCAUCGAUCAAAAUAAUAAUAAAUCCUUGUAUUAUUCUGGUAUUAACCAGUAA
Messenger RNA from Rotaria sordida, 591 nucleotides. NCBI's taxonomy places the organism in Eukaryota, Metazoa, Rotifera, Eurotatoria, Philodinida, Philodinidae. The record is from the annotation of a GenBank genome assembly.